Molecule: messenger RNA, 2094 nt
Organism: Truncatella angustata
Lineage: Eukaryota; Fungi; Ascomycota; Sordariomycetes; Amphisphaeriales; Sporocadaceae
Product: myosin-binding striated muscle assembly central-domain-containing protein
Exons: 2
Coding region: 1-2094 (697 amino acids)
Source: RefSeq, a predicted model, not a curated record
AUGGCCAAGCUAGACAACCUUGAACAAGCCCAGCUAAUCCUGGCCCGCUUGAUGGAAGGCGGCCAGGAAGACGAUGAUACAUGUCAAGCGCUCGACCAGCUUACUGCACUCCUCAACAAGGACAUGGAAGCCGUCAAGAAGGACAAAUCACACAACACCAUCUGUGCCAUCUUUGAUGAUGUCUGCGUCGAUACCCUUCUUAGCUAUCUGGACAUGAGACAAGCCACAUCCGUGCGUGGCCACGCAAUCUUAGCCACCUCUUCUUAUCUCAAAGCCGCCGGCGACAAUGGCGGAAAGGCUCUGUCGCAUUUCUUCUUUGACCGAGUCAAGAGAGGCACCUAUGAUGACUACAUCGUCGCCUUUUGUGUCGCAUCAUCGGUCUUUCCAGUCGCUCCCGACAUGGUUGCCGACAUGUUCCUCAGUGAGGGUUUCUUGCCUAGCCUUGGACCUCUCAUGCGGCGGAAAUGGAAGAGCAGAAAGGUCGAGACGGCAUGCCUAGAGAUGUUGAACGCAGCCGCCAUGAACUCGCUCUGCCGAGAAGCCAUCGCCAAGUACUGCACGGAAUGGUUGGAGGAGAUCGUCGACCAGGACCCAGAACUUGCAGAGCUUGUUCAUGCCGCCGAUACAGGGGUAGAUACCGUCCAUGGAUCCAUCGCCAUGAAGCGACAUUCGGAGGCUGUACAGAAUCUCGCCGCAGUCAUCUUGGCCAAACUGAGGGCUGUACCGACAACGACGGAACAACAAGCAGAGCACGAAAAAAUUGCCCCCGCCACAACGAGCAUUGAAGACCUUUCGAAGAGGUUUACCGCAAUUCUACUAACAGACAACACUGAAGCUCAUCAAUAUUCGGUUGAAGGCCUCGCAUAUGCCACUAUUCAGCCGACAGUUAAGGAGGAAGUUGCACGCAACAAGCAAGUUUUGAAGAAUCUGGUCAAGACCUUGGCCGACGCUCCUCCCAAAUCGCCACUCACGUAUGGUGCUUUGAGCAUUUUCCUCAACAUUACCAGAUACCAGCCACCACAGUCAGAAGAAGAGAAGAAGAUGAACCAAUUGAAAGCAUACGCCAACGCUGGUGGGAAGACGGGGACACCCAACCCUCUUAAUGAUGAAUCCCAUGUUUCAGCCCGUUGUAAGGCGGUUUUCGAGGCAAACCUCGUACCCGUUCUGGUAACGCAUAGCCGGAAUGGCUCAAUAGCUUCGCUCUCCAUCAUUAUAUCUAUCAUCUACGCACUCUCGGUCACAACCUCCAUUCGAGGUCAACUGGCACAGCAAGGAUCUAUUAAUCUGCUCAUUGCAGCAUGGACAGCUCUCCCGGAUACACAGGCUCAAGCAAAGAGAACAGCUGCUCAAGCUCUUGCUCGGAUACUUAUCAGUACGAACCCAGCCCUUGUGUUUGGUGGGACAAGAGCGCGGCCGCAGAGCUCUGCAAUCCGCCCCCUUGUCUCUAUACUUGCUCCUGACCCUGCUGCUGAGACGCGUGAUUUGCUACCCAGCUUUGAAGCUCUGAUGGCACUCACAAACCUAGCUUCGACGGAUGACGAUACCCGAGUCAACAUUAUCCGGACUGCAUGGUCUGACAUCGAGGAUCAACUUCUGAGCACGAACGACAUGGUCUCCAAGGCUGCUGUGGAGCUUGUCUGCAAUCUUGUACAGUGUCCUGAGGGCAUUGCGCUUUAUGCAGAGGAGACGCCCCAGGCAAGAAAUCGGCUACACAUACUUCUUGCACUGGCAGAUGCUGAGAGCGAAGGUACCAGAAGCGCAGCAGGUGGUGCCCUUGCAUCACUUACCUCAUAUGAGCCAGUUGUCAAGGCACUUCUCAAGCGCGAGCGUGGUAUUCAAGUGGUUCUUGAGUUGUGUGCCGAAGAGAAUGAGGAUCUUCGGCACCGUGGAGUCUUCGUUGUGUACAAUAUCUUGUCUUGUGAAGGAGAGACAGGAAAGGCCAUAAGGGAGAAGAUCAGGAAUGAGAAUGGAGGAGAGAUUUUGAAGGAAUGUGCCAAGAAGAGCCGAAGAGCCGAGGUUGUGGAAGUCACAAUACAGGCGCUUAAGAUCUUGUCGGAGGAGAACGACAGCCCGCAGGUAUGGGAAGUUGACUGA